AUGCGCUUUGGUUUUUGGACAUUCGAUGAUUGGGGCCUGGUUAUGGAUCGUUGGGUUGAGAAUCCACCGUCAAACUUUUUGAAAGAAGCAGCAGUUUGGAUAAGGAUUCAUAAGAUCCCCGGUAAUUACUUCACGUUACAAACAAUCAAAGCUAUUAGCCAUGGGAUUGGUCACGUUCUUGAAGUGGCGUUUGACCCAUCUAAGCCUCACCUUAAAGAGUAUGUUCGUGCUCAUGUGGUGAUGAACCUGGACCACCCUGUUCGUGACAACAAAACGCUAACCAUAUCAGGAGGACGUACGGCCACAGUUGAGGUGGAAUAUGAACGCAUUCGGAAAAAAUGUUUUCAUUGUCUCCGGUUAUCUCAUGAGAAGCAGAGGUGUCCUCUGUUUCUGGGACAAAAACAGAGUUUGAAAUACGCGCAAGAUACAGUAUUAAACGGGUCCAACCAGGAAGAUGAACGACGUCAACACCAUACUAAUCUUGUGGAGAAAUUGAUGCCCUUGUUGGCACCUUCGGUUCCUCCAGCAGCUCCAGCACAGUUCCAGUCUCAACGACAACUURGCCUCUUUCGGCAGCUAACAUUCCUCCACAGCCAACCUCGGGGUUUAACAAGGGACUUUCAGAUGGUAUUUUUGAGGGUACAAGAAGCCGUAUGA
Molecule: messenger RNA, 657 nt
Organism: Arabis nemorensis
Lineage: Eukaryota; Viridiplantae; Streptophyta; Magnoliopsida; Brassicales; Brassicaceae
Source: the annotation of a GenBank genome assembly